UAACCCAUUUGAACAAACUAUAACUAAGAUAAUGUUGAUUUGUCAGGACCUUCUCAGCCAGUCGUUUAUUAUGUGGAGUUGGUGGUCAGUUCAGGCGACAAGCAAGAUGAAAGCUUUCUUAAUGGUGCUGGUGUUUAGCAUGGCGUCGCAUGCUGUUGCCGUCCCCAUUCUCCAGGUAGCAGAAGCAUUUGCAGACGACCGCCCUGAGUAUGAGAUUUCCCCAGAGGAGGCUGGUGGGAAAUUUGAGGGCGAUAUGGAUAUAGAAGCUGACAUUUUUACGGAUCCGAUUAACAAAAUUCAACAUCGUAAUGCACUUUCAUCCACCAGCACGAGAUGGCCCAACGGUCAAGUGCCCUUCGUCAUCAGCAGCUGGUACACCUCCUGGCAAAAGUCCCUCAUCACCAGUGCUAUGAGAGAAAUAGAAGAGAAGACACAAGUUGGUUCGAUCAAAUGCAUUCGUUUUGUCAACCGAUCUUCAGAGUUAGAAUAUAUUUCAAUAAUACCUGACAGUGGCUGCUACUCUGAAGUUGGAAGAAAUAGCAGAGGUGGUUCUCAGGCUCUGUCCCUGGCUAGUGGAUGUUUGUACAAGGGUAUCAUCAUGCACGAGCUGCUACACGCACUUGGCUUCUACCACGAGCAGAGACGCGCUGACAGAGAGAACUACGUCACCAUUCAUUGGGAUAACAUUGAGUUUGGUAGGUGGUCCAUAGCGGUAGCAAUUCAGAUACGGCAUAUUGUGAACGGUUGUUAA
Molecule: messenger RNA, 751 nt
Organism: Lingula anatina
Lineage: Eukaryota; Metazoa; Brachiopoda; Lingulata; Lingulida; Lingulidae
Product: low choriolytic enzyme-like
Biological process (GO): proteolysis
Cellular component (GO): membrane
Molecular function (GO): zinc ion binding; metalloendopeptidase activity
Source: RefSeq, a predicted model, not a curated record